AUGAUGGUGAUGCCUACCGAAACGCGAUGUCCGAGCAUGGUCAAGCUCACCGCCCAAAAUGAAACCCUAGCAGAAUUCGCGCAACCGAAUUUCGACGUGAAGCAGAAAGUGCAAGCAAUUCUUCAAGGCUCUGCGAACGUGAGCGAGCAGCUUGCGACGCUCUCCACCAAUGUCACGCUGGUUGAAACCGAACUUAAAGUGCAAGUCUCUGAUCACUACGAAGACCUUCUGAGUCAGGCGACGGGUGUAGAGAAACUCGAACGCGUCCUGAAUGCCAUGGUGGUCAAAUCCGAAGCGUUGCAAAACUCUGUCGAACGAGUUCGGAACCGAGUCGUUGAACCUUUCAACAAAAUGGAAGAGCAAACUGUUCUGGUGUCGCGAUUGCAAGCGACUUGCGAUCUGCUUCGUCGUGUUAUUCGGACCAUCAACAUUUCCAAGCGCCUCCAGCAACAACUUUCCGCCGGACUGACCAAGGAAAUCACCAAAGCAGCGCAGAGUCUCAGUGAACUAGACUACCUUUCCAAAGACGUAGACUUGAACGGAGUUGCAGUGCUCGAAAAAGACCAGCGAUUCAUCAAGCAAGCUCGACAACAGGUUGAAAAGCAAGGCGAAACUAUGUUGACUCAUGGGAUUGAAGCCCAGAACCAGACUCAAGUCGCAACAGCGCUUCAAGUCUUCUACAACCUUGGUAACUUGGCUGGAACCAUCGAGAAAAUCCUUGAAAAAUCCUCACGGCAGGUGAGAAUUCAAAUAGAAGCGACGUUUGACGUAAAAUUAAUGAGUCAUAGCGCGUCGGAAUCGACUGUUCUAAAAUCCGGAGCGACCCCGAAACAACCUGGAAAAUCGACUAUGCCGACCCCUGGGCAAGCCGCCGCUUUCCGGACGACGUUGUGGCAAAAUUUGGAAAAGCUUUUCGAUUUCGUUUAUCAAGCCUGCGCAAGAAUUCACCACUUGCAGAAAGUUCUCGCGAAGAAACGCGAUCCCGUGACGGGAAUCGGAUUCUUGGAAGAACUCUCAGGUUCCAAGAUUUCGAAUCAAUCUUUGAUCGACAUAUUUUGGAAAGACGUGACGAAGUUGCUUUCUUCCGAGUUUCUCGAAGCAUCGCAGCACUCAAAUUUCGUCAAGCAGAGCUUCGAAGGAGAAUUCCCGAAGUUGCUGAGAAUGUGCAGCGAUCUGUGGAAAAAGCUCAAUACCUUGGCAGAACACGCUCCGAGCAGUAAAUCAGAUUUCGAACCUGAAAAGGCUUUAAGAAUGGUUUUGCAACCAUUCGAAACCGCUUAUUUGUCUCGUUCUCUGUCUCGACUGUUUGAUCCGGUUAAUCUGAUGUUUGACGGAUUGUCAGAUUCUGCGCCGAAGAAGGACGAAGUUAACGGCUGUGUGAAAGCGAUAGCCUCCGAAUUACGAGUCGCUGCGGUGGACGUGCACCUGUGCAAAAUCGUGGCCAAGAACGUGGCGAAAACUAUUAAAUUAUUCGUCGUGAAAGCUGAGAAUUUGUCUGCACCUUCAGAUCAGAGUGCGACGCAAGUUGUUGAUGUUCCGACUGCGACGCAGAAGCUAAACGCAGCCAUCGUAGAAAUUCUGUUCUACCUUCAAUCCCAAAUCGAAUCGAAAGCUAUUCGUGGGAUUCCUCUUCCGGCUGCCGUUCGAGGAAUAAUUGAGGAAUCAUUGCAGCAGAUCGACCAAUUAACUCUGAGCAUUGUUGCGCCGUGGAUGUCUGCCAUUGGAAAGGCUUUGCGGAGUAUUAUUUCCACCCUACAUUAUGAAGACUUUACUGAUGAUUGCAUAAAGAAAUCUGCGUAUAUCGACGAGUUCGAGGCAUUCGUGAACCGUAUCCGGUCGUCGUACUUCGUGGUGUUCGAGGAAUGUGGACCGGAGUUCGUUCAGAGCCUCUUGAAUCCAAUUGUGCGGAAAACGAUGGAGGAAUUUGUUUUGCACGUCAGUCUAGUCCGUCCGCUAGAAUCGGCAACGUCCAAAGGUGGAAGACUUCGGUUGGACAAUGACUUCACAUCUAUUGAGAAGGAUUUAGCACUUCUGUUCCCAGGCAUCAAGGGGUUGAUACCAGAGUACAGAUCCUUCUUAGCGAUGCGCACCCUGUUGAAUAUGCCAGUUGAAGAAUUGAGUUCAAGUGCUUUGGUCGGUGACGCCCUGCCUUACAGCGUCGCAUUGAAUUCCUUGUUGUCGCGAGCCCCGGAAACCCUGAGAAGUCCGCAUCAGCACCUACGCAUGAGUCCAGACGUUUUCUUGGAAUUCAUGGAGAACAAAAGCGAAAGCGAAAAACUAGCUCAGAUUCGCGAAUCCUUGGAAGCUUACGCGAUGGAAACUAACCGGAAUCACGGCGUUUUUUCCCCCGUAUAUGAACUGAUGAUUGAUUUGCUGACGCGUGCCUUAUGAUCGGGAGUUCUUCGCACGUUGUUUCGGGCGUUGGCUGGGUUGAUUUCAGCUUGGAAUUCUGGAUUAUUUUUUCACCUGUUGAUCAGCUCGCGAAUGAAAAAGCGUUUUUUUUUUCGAAAAAAUGAUCAAUUCAGCCACUCUUUUUUUCGGUAUGUUAUCGCGUUAGACUGUUCUUUCUGCGGUGAAAGUUGUUCACGGGAAUUGUUGGCGAGGAUUUCACGGAUUUGUUGGGAGUCGUUUUGGGAACUUUGUGACGUGAUACGUUGAUGCUUUGAUGAUGGA
Messenger RNA from Notodromas monacha, 2673 nucleotides. The record is from the annotation of a GenBank genome assembly. NCBI's taxonomy places the organism in Eukaryota, Metazoa, Arthropoda, Ostracoda, Podocopida, Cyprididae.